AUGGAGUUAGUCAUUGAGUUUCUGGCCAUGGGUUCGUUUGCAUGGAAGGAUGGAAUAUUUGUUGAAGACAACCUUUCUUUUUGCCUUGGUGGAGAAAGGCAUACCUUAAGCCUUGAUGAUUUUAUGCUAAAGACACAGAUUUAUCUUCCAUCUGAGGUCCGUUCCGAAUCAUAUCAACAAUAUAUUGCUGGACAUGUUCGGAUUACCGAGGGGUUCAUAGAGGAAGCACAUUGGAAUGAAAUAGCAAAUGGUGCUUAUGAUAAGGGGACUACACAAGAAAGUGACAUUUGCUCUCCUCUUCAUCGUCUUUUGCAUCGGCAUAUCACAAACACCAUUAAUCAGAAACAGGAGGGGGACAAGUGUCCGAUGAUAGACAUGUUUUUCUUAUGGGCCCUUAUCACCCCCGAUGUUUAUAUAAGCUUACCAUUCCUGUUGGUAGAUUUUCUUGUGGCUCGAUCAGGAAAGGAUAAGCGAGGUUCUCCUCUUUACGGGGGUAUGUUGAUCACACGGCUUGCAUGUUCUUUUGGAGUCCUUGGUAAGCGUGAUGUCGUGAUUUUGACAGUGGAGUACCAGAACCAUUUCUCUACACUACUUUAUAAGAGGGCAACAAUCUUUGUUCAUGGGAUGGGUGGUUUUUCUAUUCCUGACGAUACUCCACGAGGCCGAGUCCCGAGGCGGGUAAGACAAAGAAGGGAUCCUGAAGAAGAUGAACCUCUAGUUGUACCAACCGAUGACGAGCUGCCCAUGGAUCCCUAUACCAUUGCGUUGAGGAAGUUUUAUGAUAACUUGGAAAGGAGUGCCAACUACACCAACAUGAGCCUAGACCACCUUAUGGAGCAAAUGCAUGUAACCCGACCCACUCAUUUUCCUUAUGUUUACCCAUACGCACCGAGUUCGGGUGGAGAGAGCAACAAGGUGGAGCAGGCGGUAGUAGAGGAGGUGAUGAUGGGGACGACCAAGAAUGAGAGUUCUAUCCUUUUAUUUUACUGGAUUGAAGUCCACAACCAGGCAAGGAACAUGAAAUAA
Messenger RNA from Lactuca saligna, 1026 nucleotides. The record is from the annotation of a GenBank genome assembly. Lineage: Eukaryota; Viridiplantae; Streptophyta; Magnoliopsida; Asterales; Asteraceae.